Nomascus leucogenys (northern white-cheeked gibbon) is the source of this 1514-nucleotide messenger RNA. It is a transcript of the gene ZGLP1, whose product is annotated as zinc finger GATA like protein 1. Gene Ontology annotation, biological process: regulation of transcription by RNA polymerase II; oocyte development; spermatogenesis. Gene Ontology annotation, molecular function: zinc ion binding; sequence-specific DNA binding. Gene Ontology annotation, cellular component: nucleus. Lineage: Eukaryota; Metazoa; Chordata; Mammalia; Primates; Hylobatidae. The record is from RefSeq and is a predicted model, not a curated record.
AAAAAAAAAAAAAAAAACACACCUGCAUCUGCUGUGCUGGGCCCCCGGCUGUCUUUUCCCUCUGGGAUCUAAGAUCCCGCUGGGGAUCCGAGGCAGAGGCCUGGGAGCCCCCAUUUCCGAGGGGGAGGGCCAGCGUGGAAGGCCCCGCCCCGGCAGCUGCGGAGGGAUUUGGUGGGGUCCAGGCCGCCCUUGCCACGCAAGGGCGCGCGGAUGACCUGAAAAGAGCCAGAAAGAGGAAAGGCGCCGCCGAGGUUGGUCGCUUUCAGCUGGGGCUCAUUGCAUCCUCUGCCAGGAGCGCUCCCACCCCACAGGUCCCGCUCCUCCCAGGUGGGUUUCAUCGGGUGGGCCCAGCGGGACAGGGCCGGGUGUAAUUAGGGAGGGGGCUGGGCUGGGGCGCAAUGGAGGCCGAGCCAGCCCCGGACUCCUUAAUGCCAGCAAAGCUGCUGGCGCCGCCCUGUCUGGACCUGGAGCCACUGGGAGGAUCCCCCUCCCAGGAGAAGCCGAGGACCCCAGGAUGCUGCAGAAUCAGUGAGAGGUCCCUCUGGCCUGCAUGCCAGGACUCGGUCACCGCCCUGUGCUUCCUCCAAGAGACAGUGGAGAGGCUGGGUCAGUCCCCUGCCCAGGACACCCCGGUCCUGGGGCCUUGCUGGGACCCGAUGGCUCUGGGGACUCAGGGCCGCCUGCUGCUGGACAGGGAUUCCAAGGACACACAGACCAGGAUCAGCCAAAAGGGCCGCCGCCUGCAGUCCCCGGGGACUCCCUCGGUCCCACCACCCCAGAGAAGGCCCCGGAAGCAGCUGAACCCCUGCCGGGGCACUGAGAAAGUGGACCCCGGGUUCGAGGGGGUGACUCUGAAGUUUCAGAUAAAGCCGGACUCCAGCCUGCAGAUCAUCCCCACGUACAGCCUGCCCUGCAGUAGCCGCUCUCAGGAAUCCCCUGCAGAUGCUGUUGGGGGCCCUGCAGCCCACCCAGGAGGCACCGAGGCCCACUCAGCAGGCAGCGAGGCCCUGGAGCCCCGGCGCUGUGCUUCCUGUCGGACCCAGAGAACCCCGCUCUGGAGAGACGCUGAAGAUGGGACCCCUCUCUGCAACGCCUGUGGGAUCAGGUACAAGAAAUAUGGCACUCGCUGCUCCAGCUGCUGGCUGGUGCCCAGGAAAAAUGUCCAGCCCAAGAGGCUAUGUGGCAGAUGUGGAGUAUCCCUGGACCCCAUUCAGGAAGGUUAAACCCAGCUUCACCCUGCUGAGCUGCUGCUUCUGCCUCUGUUUCAUCAGCGGGAGAAUGGGCAGAAGCAGCUCUCCUAGGAAGACUGGGGAAAGAGCUGGCCUGCCUCCUCUCUGCCAUCUCCAGAUUCAAGGAUCCCGGGGGAAGACCCAGGCCUCAGGUGGCAGAGCCUGCUAGGGUUCACCGGCCCCUUCUCCAGUCAGCCUUGGCCGAGGCCUCAGGAGACACUCUCAGGAAGGAUGAGCAUUGUUACAGCAGGGACAAUAAAGUGCAGAGAUACUCAGAGAGAAAAA